GAAUUGAAUCCCGGUUUUUUUUUUGAGAGGAUCUAGCACAAGAAGAGGAUGGACUGAGCAACAUGUAAGAUGUGGCUGCUGCACGUAAAAAAAAUAAGGUCAAGUAAAUAAUUACCAUCAGGAACGAGGCAUCAGGCGCCAUAAUGAAGAUUUAUUUGCAUCAGUAGCUGCGUGCAUAUGCAGAGAGGAGAGGUUUUAAUUGGGUAUUUCACAGGAACAAAAGAGAUGCUUGGACUGCACUGACAGUCUGCUGAAGGUUGUCAGGAAGAGUGGAUUUCUUUUUCUUACUGUAUUCCAGAGAAAAAAAAAUUGCAGUCAGCGAAGAAAUCCGUGACUGAAAUUAAAAAUCCGAAACAAAGAAAUAGGGAUUUUGGGGGAUGGAUGAAACCAACAGUCGCUCUGCUGUUUUAUCUUCCGAGGAGAAACUUAAUCUCCCUCCAUGUAAGUUUUUAGUCUCUGUCGUGCUGUCAGAUUCUCUCACAUCCCAACACGCUGGCGGACUGUCAGCUGUUCAUGUCACUCUGUCUGGUUUCAUUCAUCUACUGUGUGUCUACUGAAGCCUGACCACAUGAGCGGAGGCGGCACCCUGCAGCAACGCACCACCUACCUCAUCUCCCUCACCCUGGUCAAGGUAGAGGCCGUGGAGGAGAAUGGCGGAGGGGAGGCCAAGAACAGCAGCCAGGGAGCAAAGGAGGUGGACGCUGGGCCGGAGACCCGGCCGGGAGGGAGGGCAGGAGGAGGAGGAGGAGAGGAGGAAGAGGAGAAGGCCUCCGCCGGGGUGAGAGCGGAGGCUGAAGGUGAAGCUCCUGCGCGGGCGGAAAAUGGAGCUGGAGUGGAGGGACCGCAAAGUGCUGAGGAUGCUGCUGCUGUUGAUGUGAAAGGGGUCAAAUUAAGUGAACUCAAGGAUGGAGAGAGAAAACCCCUCAGCCCUUUGAAAGAUAAACUUCCCUCCGCUGUUGAUGCUCUUAGUAAAGGAAGUGAAAAGCCUCCGUGCAACCUCUCGAUCCCCUUACAGGCCGAGAGAGUUCAAAAGUCCGCAGAGACAGACUUGACACGGGCAGAGAAGCCGCUUUCCACCCCGGAGGCGAAGCAAUGCAGGUCUCCAUCACUGACGACGACACCGUCAACGGAGGUGGUCGAGCCCGUUCGCACCCCGACCAGAACCAGCCUCCCUAUCCGCCCGGCGGGACAGCGUCCUGUGAGUCUGCUGAAGUCUCACAGCAGCGUGGCCACCCGGGGCCGGGACUCCAGAGAUGGCAGAGAGCGCAGCCCUACCUCAGCCCAGAGCCUCGACCGGAAGGACUGCCGCAUGCCUACACGCUCUCCAGGCCCCUGCAGGGCCUCAUGGGCCGAGGCGAGCAGGCCCGAAGGAUGGAGAGACCUGCAGGAUGAAGCUCACGCCGGACUACCGCUGGAGAUCGGAGGCGGCAUGGCUGCGGUGAUGAGAGACAUCCCCAGGAAGGAGCGACUAAAGUCAGGUUCCACCUCCCUACCCGCACCUGCGACCCAGGCCCCCAAACCGCCACGCAAGGGGAAAAGCCGCACGUUGGAUAACAGCGACCUGAACAGCCUCUCUGAAGACCUGGGUCUUGCCAGGGAGGCCCAGCAGGCGCAGCAGGGCCAACGAGGCUCCGCUAAAGACAGGAAGAUGCUCAAGUUCAUCAGUGGCAUUUUCACAAAGAGCAGCUCGGGGGCAGCGGGGUCAUCCUCCACAGCGCCUCCUGUCUAUAUACAGAGAGACUCCAGUGAGGAGGAAGUAAGUAUUGCCAACAGCCAGGAGUGGAGCCUGAGUAGAUCCAUCCCAGAGCUGAGAGUGGGCAUUCUGGGUAGUAUCAAAAGCGGCAAGUCAGCGCUGGUGAACAAAUACAUCACAGGCAGUUAUGCUGCAAUUGAGAAGGCUGAUGGUGGCAGGUAUAAAAAGGAAGUGCUGGUGGAUGGACAGAGUCAUUUAUUAAUGAUCCGGGAGGAACCUGGACCACCUGAUGCACAGUUCAGCAGCUGGGUUGACGCAGUGAUUCUGGUCUUCAGUCUGGAAAACGAGGCCAGCUUCCAGGAGCUCUAUCAGCUCUACAGCCAGCUCAGCGCUCACCGCACAGACAUCCCAGUCAUAGUGGUCGGCACUCAAGAUAAAAUCAGUAGCACCAACCCCCGUGUAAUCGAGGACCAGAGAGCCCGACAGCUGUGUAUCGACGUGCGUCACUCGCUGUUCUACGAGACCUGUGCCACCUACGGCUUCAAUGUCGACCGAGUGUUUGCAGAGGCCGCCCAGAAGAUUGUAAAUCAGAAAAAGCAGGCGGCGCUGCAGGCCUGCAAGUCUCUUCCCAACUCCCCGAGUCACUCUGGAGGCUCCACACCUGGAUCAUCAUCACUUCCUGGCCAGGCCAGUAAUGGCCUGAGUAGCAGCUACGCCUGCUCCCUCCCCUCCACCCCUGUGACCGGUCGCAAAGACCUGAGGGUUGCACAGGGAGAGGGGGGAGGCAGUAUCAACGCACGCGCCCUGAAGAGCAUCCCCAGACGGCCCUCCCUCUUCAAGAAUCGGGAUCCAGAUAAAAAAGCUGCUGAUACAAAAGGAGACUUGAGCAGCGUACGGGGCGUUCCCAUCAAACAGAGCAUCCUUUGGAAGAGAAGUGACAGAUCUCUGAACAAGGAAUGGAAGAAGAAAUACGUCACCCUUUCCAACAACGGCACGCUGUCUUACCACUCCAGCUCCAGUGACUACACGCAGAAUAUUCAUGGAAAGGAAAUAGACUUGUUGCGUGUGACAGUGAAGGUUCCUGGGAAACGUCCUCCGAGAGCCGUCGCCCCCGCGGGGCCCUCACCUGUCCCCUCUGGUGUUGUGCCUGGAGUUAACGGGCUGAGUAAGGACCCGACAGCCGCUGAUAACACAAGUACAGUUCCUCAGUUGUGUCCAGCCACUCUGUCUGUGGUCGAUGACAGGUCUGGUGGUUUGUCACCUCAAGGAGGUGAGAGAGGACUUCAGCGCUGCCCCUCUUCACUGUCAACCAAAGCACAAAGUGUUGAUGCCCUUGAAGGGACAGCCAGUCAUUUCGCUGGAAAAGACCCGGGCCAGUCAUCUCCCAUGAGCGACAGGAAGAAGAACAGGAGGAAGAAGAGCAUGAAUCAGAAAGGAGAUGCAGCCGUCGGGCAAGCUGAAGACGAAGAGAACGCAGACUUUAUCAUUGUGUCGUUUACCGGGCAGACGUGGCAUUUUGAGGCUCAGAGCCUGGAGGACAGGGACUCGUGGGUGUCGGCUAUAGAGAGCCAGAUCCUGGCCAGCCUGCAGUCCUGUGAGAGCGGCAGGAACAAGGCGCGGAGGAGCAGCCAGAGUGAGGCUGUAGCGCUUCAGGCCAUCCGUAACGCCAAAGGCAACAGUCUGUGUGUGGACUGUGAAGCACCAAAUCCCACCUGGGCCAGUCUCAAUCUGGGUGCGCUGAUCUGCAUCGAGUGCUCGGGGAUCCAUAGGAACCUGGGGACUCACCUGUCUCGUGUACGUUCGCUGGACCUGGACGACUGGCCCGGGGAGCUCACGCAAGUCCUGGCUGCCAUCGGGAACCACAUGGCCAACAGUAUUUGGGAAUGCUGCACACAGGGCAGAACCAAACCCAUACCCAGUGCAACACGUGAGGAGAGAGAGUCCUGGAUUCGUGCUAAGUAUGAACAACGGGCGUUUGUGCCGCCUCUUCAGCCGGCGUCGGGGACCACGCGGCCAGAGGACAGUAUGCCUGACUGGCUGCUGUCUGCAGUGACGGAGAGAGAUCUUCCCAGGGUGCUGCUCCUUCUGGCACACAGCACCAAGGAACAAAUCAACGCUCCACCGGCCGGGUCGUCUUCGCCGCCUCGCACGGCCCUGCAUGCUGCUUGUCAGCUGGGAGAUGUUGUCAUGACCCAGCUGCUCGUCUGGUACGGCAUCGAUGUGAAAGCGAAAGACAGCCAAGGCCAGACCGCCAUGAUGAUGGCCAGAAAGACAGGGAGCAAAGGCUGCAUCGAUAUUCUGCUCCAACACGGCUGUCCCAACGAGACGUCCCCCACCACUGCCACGCCGGUCCUCUCCCGCCGCUCCAGCACUGCCAGCCUGGGGCGAAACAGCUCCAGGAAACGGAUUACAUAGCCUGGACUGAAGAAAAGCUACCACACACACACACACGACAACCGGAUGACGCUCGUAGUUUAGAAACCUUUUAAAAAAAAAAAAACAUGGAUACAGGCAGAGCUGAAGCUUUGGAGAAGGGUGUAAGAAAAAUAACGGGACUAUAUAGCAUAGUAUUAAGGAUUUAAAUAAUAAAAAAAAAUUGUUUCUGAAGACUGAACAACAUAUCAAACAACUUAAAAGCAAUAUUCAUUCAAUUUGUUGAUGACAGAUAUAUUGCUGACAGAUAAAUACUGUGUUGUUGUUGACCUCAAGAUGACUCAAGUAGAUUUGUAGCUGUCUUCUGUAAUUUUAGAGCAGAGCAGACAGUCGAGCUGCUUCUGUUUCACUUCCUCCAGGAGAAGUGCAAUAAUCCAGCUAUGAUGACGAAAAAAAAGCAACAAGUUUUGAACGCGGAUAGAGCAAACCGUGUUUUGGACGACUGUAUUGUUCAAAUUUGUUGUGACUGGACCAAAACAGCUAUUUUUUUUUUUUUUUUUCUUUUUGGCUUUACAAAUAAGACAUAAACCUGCAAUAUGUCAUGUUGUUAGUUAUGUGUGCCUGUCGCAGCAGUAUAUAGGUCCAGUCGGCCCAAUAUAAACUGUUUCCCAGUGACGAAUCAGCCGAGAUAAUUAUGACAUUCUGCUUAGACUAGAAAAAUGAAUGGUUUUGAAGAUGAAAUAUGUCAGUGUUACUCUCACAGGUCAAAGAUAUUGCAUUUUAAUAUACUGUAAAUGUACCUAUACUACAUACUUAAUGUUAAACUCUGUAACGAAGACACAACUGAAAAAUCAGACUCAAUUUUGUAAAUGAUUUCUUACUGGUAGUUUUGAAAAUUUGUCAGGUUUGUUUUUCAUCGUCUUUUAUAAUUUCUUAUUCUCUUAUAUGUCAUAAAAAGCAUAAACCAGUAAGCAGAUGCUUUUACAUUCUGUAAACAUGUGACUAUUUGUUAAAGGUUUCAUUUGGGAUAGCCAGAUAACUACAUGAAGACUAUGACAUUAUACACAUUCAUGUUACUGUUGUGUAGGUCGAUCCCACGAAUUUACAGUGAAGUAUAUGAAGCGGUUACAGGUGUCAUUGUUUGACCUUUGACACUUUGUGGGUUGUGUGAAUCCCUUGUGAGAUAAAAGAAAUGGUUACCGGAAUAAAAUAAACUUUUUUAAUUAGCAUUAUCAUGA
This is a messenger RNA of Thunnus maccoyii (southern bluefin tuna), 5304 nucleotides long. It is a transcript of the gene agap2, whose product is annotated as ArfGAP with GTPase domain, ankyrin repeat and PH domain 2. Gene Ontology annotation, cellular component: nucleus. NCBI's taxonomy places the organism in Eukaryota, Metazoa, Chordata, Actinopteri, Scombriformes, Scombridae. The transcript has 18 exons. Gene Ontology annotation, molecular function: GTPase activity; GTP binding; GTPase activator activity. Bases 569 to 4108 code for a protein of 1179 amino acids. The record is from RefSeq and is a predicted model, not a curated record.